Onychomys torridus (southern grasshopper mouse) is the source of this 1878-nucleotide messenger RNA. RefSeq names its product death associated protein 3 (gene Dap3). Gene Ontology annotation, biological process: apoptotic process. Gene Ontology annotation, molecular function: structural constituent of ribosome. Bases 509 to 1684 code for a protein of 391 amino acids. The transcript has 12 exons. The record is from RefSeq and is a predicted model, not a curated record. Gene Ontology annotation, cellular component: mitochondrial small ribosomal subunit; mitochondrial ribosome. NCBI's taxonomy places the organism in Eukaryota, Metazoa, Chordata, Mammalia, Rodentia, Cricetidae.
GGCUACCAACGGCAGCCCCGGCCGCCGCCGCCUUCGCCCCCACCCCUCGAGCGUGCGCCUCCCACAAUCCCCCCCGCGGGACGUUCCAUCGCGCGCGGCUGCCGGGGCAGGGGAGAAGAGGGCCGGCCGCGGCGGGUGCGCCUUGCCACGGCGACAGGACUCGCUUGCGUAGCGAGCGAGGAGACCUAGGCACCGACCUCCCGGGACCGGCCGCCGCGGCGCCGAGGCUCGCUGCCCGCUUCCGGCCGCAGGGCGGGCGGCGCGGUGCCCCUCCGCUGGGCUGUGGUUGGAGCCGCGGCGACUGCGCGUUGGGUAGCUUCCUGCCACACGAGCGGAGUUGGCUUCGCAGUCGCUGGACGGGUAAGCUGGGAUCCGGCUGCUGCUGGCGCGUGCCGGUCACCGCGGUCCGAGCCCUGGUGGUGGACUCCUGGUGAGGGGACAGCCGCGCCGGGGAUGAGAUGUUGGAGGGACAGGAGCGUGUAUCCGAACCGCUCCGAGAGCAAAGGCGAUGCCGACAGGCGUAACAAGGCUUUUCUCCAGGGUCCAGAAGUUGGACCCGAGGUGUUUUUUACACACGAGUGCCCAAGGAGCUCAGUGCAAUCCUGUCCCAGCUGAGCGUCCCAGAGCUGUUUCCCGCACCGGUGACAGUGACCCGGCUAAGCAUGGGGAGCAGCAUGAGGGCCAGUACUACAGCAUCCCCCUCCAGGAUCUAAAGACAGUAUUUCCUCAUGGCCUGCCUCCUCGAUACAUGAUGCAGGUGAAGACCUUCGGUGAGGCUUGUCUGAUGGUAAGGAGGCCAGCUCUGGAGCUUCUGGGCUACCUGAAAAACACCAAGUUUGCUCAUCCGGCUGUGCGGUAUCUUCUCUACGGGGAGAAGGGAACAGGGAAAACUCUCAGUCUCUGCCAUGCUGUUCAUUUCUGUGCGAAGCAUGACUGGCUGGUUCUGCAUAUCCCGGAUGCUCAUCUCUGGGUGAAAAACUGUCGGGAGCUCCUGCCGUCCACCUUCAACAAACAGCGCUUUGAUCAGCCCCUGGAGGCUUCUACCUGGCUGAAGAACUUCAAAACCACAAAUAAGCACUUCCUGAGCCAGAUAAAAGUUGAAGAGAAGUACGUCUGGAAUAGGAGAGAAAGCACAGAGAAGGGCAGCCCUCUGGGAGACGUGGUUGAACAGGGCAUCACUCGAGUCAGGAACGCCACAGACGCAGUUGGGGUCCUGCUGAAGGAGCUGAGGAGGCAGAGUUCCAGAGGACACUUCCGCCUCCUGGUAGCGGUGGAUGGGGUCAAUGCUCUCUGGGGAAGGACCACACUGAGAAGAGAAGACAAGACCCUGAUUGCCCCGGGGGAACUAUCCCUCGUCCACAGCCUGAGGAAAAUGGUGAGGAAUGAUUGGCAUGGAGGUGCAAUUGUGUUGAGUUUAAGCCAAACCGGGUCCCUCUUUAAGUCCAGAACAGCGUACUUGCCGCAGGAGCUUCUGGGAAAGGAAGGAUUCGAUGCUAUGGAGCCUUUUCUUCCCAUCCUUAUUUCCAACUACAAUCCAAAGGAAUUUGAAAGUUCUUUUCAGUAUUAUUUAGAGAAUAAUUGGCUUCAGCACGAGAAAGCUCCAACAGAAGAAGGGAAGAAGGAGCUGAGGUUUCUGAGUAAUUGCAACCCCGGGCAGCUGGAGCGGCUCUGUGCCUCCCUGUAAGCACCAACAGAGACAGCAUUCCUGGAAGAUGCAUUCCUUGCCCGCUACCUCACGUGAGGAAGGCCCUAGAUGCACACGCGGAACAGCCUGACCUGAAGUGAUGGGGCAUAUGGCAAUAGGAUGUCCGUUGUCACGACAACUGAUUGCAAUUUUUUUGUGUGUGGUUUUCACAUUAAAAGUAGAUCUGUUUCUAA